Dryobates pubescens (Downy woodpecker) is the source of this 926-nucleotide messenger RNA. RefSeq names its product X-ray repair cross complementing 4 (gene XRCC4). Gene Ontology annotation, cellular component: DNA ligase IV complex; DNA-dependent protein kinase-DNA ligase 4 complex; nucleus. Bases 27 to 926 code for a protein of 299 amino acids. The record is from RefSeq and is a predicted model, not a curated record. The transcript is spliced from 7 exons. Gene Ontology annotation, molecular function: DNA binding. Gene Ontology annotation, biological process: immunoglobulin V(D)J recombination; double-strand break repair via nonhomologous end joining; positive regulation of ligase activity. NCBI's taxonomy places the organism in Eukaryota, Metazoa, Chordata, Aves, Piciformes, Picidae.
UAGGGGUGACCGCCGGUGUCUGGAAAAUGGAGAAGACUUUGAACAGAAUUCAUCCAGUUUCUGAUCCAGAAGCAACAUAUUUUCUACAAGUAUCUUGGGAAAAAGAUAUAGGCGCUGGCUUUGGCAUAGUACUUAGUGAUGGUCAAUGUGCAUGGACUGGGACAGUGUCUGAAGCUGAAAUUAGUAGGGAGGCUGCUGACAUGGAAAUGAAUAGAGAAAAAUAUGUCGAAGAACUGAAGAAAGCAUUGAUAGCUGGAAAAGAAUCAGCUGACAAAUACAACUUUGCUAUUUCAAGAGAUGAAGAAAGCAUGGAAUGUCUCUUCUCCUAUGAAAGAAAUCUGAAAGAUGGCUCUUUUAGGCUUGGAUCUCUGAAGCUACAGAAGGUUUCAAGUCCAGCAGAAGUGGUUAAGGAACUGAUUGGCUACUGUCUGGACUGCCUGGGGAGACUGCAGGCGAAAAAUGAGCAUCUGCAAAAAGAAAAUGAAAGGCUUUUGAGUGAGUGGAGUGACGUGGAGAAGCGGCUGGAAAAAUGUGUUGAAGCGAAAGAGGAGUUAGAGGCAGAUCUUUAUAGCCGUUUUGUUUUGGUGCUGAAUGAAAAGAAAGCAAAGAUAAGAAACUUGCAGAAGCUGUUGAAGGAAGCUAAAGAGUCUGCAGCGGAAGCCAAAUGUACAAGGGAUAAUAAUGCUACCACUCAGAUGGCUACAGGGAGAGAAAAUGACUAUGAUGGCAGCACUGAUGAGGAAAGUGAAAAUUUAACACAGGCCUCAUUACCAUCAGGGCCAGAACGAAGGGAUUCCAUUUUGGGUAGCCCAGAUGUCAUUGAAACCGCUCCAAGAAGAAAGCGGAGACAAAGGACAGCAAAGCCUGCUGGGACAGGAGCUAAGGUGGCUGCUUAUGAGACAGAACUGCCACACAAGGAAAAGUAA